This is a messenger RNA of Fusarium pseudograminearum CS3096, 1020 nucleotides long. RefSeq lists its product as uncharacterized. Gene Ontology annotation, molecular function: low-affinity zinc ion transmembrane transporter activity. Gene Ontology annotation, biological process: zinc ion import across plasma membrane. Bases 1 to 1020 code for a protein of 339 amino acids. NCBI's taxonomy places the organism in Eukaryota, Fungi, Ascomycota, Sordariomycetes, Hypocreales, Nectriaceae. The record is from RefSeq and is a predicted model, not a curated record. Gene Ontology annotation, cellular component: plasma membrane. The transcript has a single exon.
AUGGCCGACGCAGCAGAGUGCAAUGGCGAGGCCGUCGAUCUCGGCCGUAGAGGUCUCCGAAUCGGCGCAAUUUUUAUCAUCAUGGCUUCCUCGCUCAUUGGCGCAAUCUUGCCCAUUUUCCUGGCGCGCCAGAAGACGAUCCCCGUACCCAAGUUCACCUUUUUCAUUUGCAAGUUUGUCGGUACCGGUGUUAUUAUAGCGACAGCUUUUAUGCAUCUUCUGGUCCCGGCUGUUGAGAACUUGGGCGACGAAUGUCUCGCCGAUCGCCUGGGUGGCUACGACUGGGCCGAGGCCAUCGCCCUCAUGACCGUCAUUGUCAUGUUCUUUGUCGAAAUGCUCGCCGCCCGUCUCAGCAACGCCGAUAUGGAGCACAACCACUCCGACGAGUUCGACCCUGCCAUGGAAGUCAUUGCCAAGAAGCAACCCAGCACUGACAUCGAGACCGGAGACCGUAGGGCAUCCGGCUACGCCCCUGGAGGUGAUGAGCACCUUGCCCAUGGGCGCGAGCACAAGGAGGGCGAUGCGCAGGGCGGACUUGCUGGCCAGCUUCUCGCCAUCUUCAUUCUUGAGUUCGGAGUCGUGUUCCACAGCAUCUUCAUCGGUCUCACCCUCGGCACCAUUGCCUCUGAUGAGCUUACGGUUCUUCUGAUCGUCCUUGUCUUUCACCAGAUGUUUGAGGGUCUCGGUCUUGGUUCGCGCCUGGCUGUUGCUCCUUGGCCCAGUAACCGACAGUGGAUGCCGUACCUGCUCGGGCUCAUCUUCGCUCUGUCGACUCCCAUUGGCAUUGCUGCUGGCAUAGGAGCUAAGCCUAACAAUGCCAGCGACCAGAAGCUUAUCAACGGAAUUUUCGACGCCAUCAGUGCUGGUAUUCUCAUGUACACUGGUCUGGUUGAGCUCCUCGCUCACGAGUUCAUGUUCAACCCUUACAUGCGCAAGGCUCCCAUCAAGAUCCUGUUGCUGGCCUUUGCUUGCGUCUCAUUUGGUGUUGCUGUUAUGGCUAUUCUCGCCAAAUGGGCAUAA